This is a messenger RNA of Hevea brasiliensis (rubber tree), 1355 nucleotides long. RefSeq names its product ceramide synthase 1 LOH3. The record is from RefSeq and is a predicted model, not a curated record. Bases 86 to 1012 code for a protein of 308 amino acids. Gene Ontology annotation, molecular function: sphingosine N-acyltransferase activity. Gene Ontology annotation, biological process: ceramide biosynthetic process. Lineage: Eukaryota; Viridiplantae; Streptophyta; Magnoliopsida; Malpighiales; Euphorbiaceae. Gene Ontology annotation, cellular component: endoplasmic reticulum; membrane. The transcript is spliced from 6 exons.
GCAAUUUUCCUAUCAGCAAUUUCCCAUUUCUUUGAUUAUUUCUCAAUUUCUCUUAUCUUUGAAGAAUUCCUUCAAAGAGAACCAAAUGGGUCUUUUAGGAACCGAUGGUUUUAUCAAUUGGGAGUCUGAGUCAUACCCAGUUGCCAGUGACUUCACGUUCGUUCCCUUCUUCGCCCUCUUCUUUCUUUCUGUUAGGCUUUUCCUUGACAAGUACAUUUUUGAGAGUUUAGCCAAAAGAUUGAUUUUUGGGAACUCAUAUGCAUCGGUGGAUGUUGGGAAACGUGCAAAUAGGAAGAAAAUUAAUAAAUUCAAGGAGUCAGCUUGGAAAUAUGUUUAUUUUCUUUCUGCAGAGCUUUUUGCUCUUUAUGUCUCAUAUCGUGAGCCCUGGUUCACUAAUACUAAGUAUUUUUGGGUGGGACCUGCAGAUCAAAUUUGGCCUGAUCAGAAACUUAAAUUGAAAUUGAAGGGACUUUACAUGUAUGUUGCUGGAUUCUACACGUACUCCAUAUUUGCUUUGGUUUUCUGGGAAACAAGACGUUCAGACUUUUUGAUUUCAAUGGCUCAUCAUGUGGCAUCGAUCAUUCUCAUUGUGAUGUCUUACAUAUUUAGAUUUGCUCGUGUUGGUUCAAUUAUUUUAGCCUUGCAUGAUGCAAGCGAUGGAUUCAUGGAAAUUGCAAAGAUAUCCAGAUAUAGUGGCUAUGAAUGGAUUUCUAGCAUUUUUUUCCUUGGGUUUGUUCUCUCUUGGACAAUACUUCGCAUCAUCUACUUUCCUUUCUGGGUACUGUGGAGUACAAGCUAUGAAGUCCUUUUGACCUUGGACAUGGAGAAGCACAUGGUGGAUGGACCUCUAUAUUAUUAUCUCUUUAACACACUUCUAUUCUCCUUGGUCGUAUUCAAUGUAUAUUGGUGGUCUUUGAUGGUUGGCAUGGUUGUGGAACAAAUCAAGGCAAGAGGCCGAGUCAGCAAAGAUGUUCGAUCAGAUUCUGAAGGUGAAGAGGAGCAUGAUGAUUGACCAUCAAAUAGACAAGUACCUAAUAACAGCUCAUGCCAAUGUAAUAUCAAAACAGAGAAUUACAGCUUCGCCACUUUGAUACAAGUAUUUUGCUCAAAUCUUCCAUGUUUUCUCUGUUAUCAUUGAUGUAUGUUGUCUUGUUCUCAUGCAGAUAGACCCUUACGAAAACAUGUUCAACUAUCUUCAUGCUUUUAUUUCCAUGUGUGAGCUGGUAUAUUGUAAGUUACUAUUGAUGAUAACAAACUAUGUUGAUUAAAGGGUGUUUGUGCAUGAUAGUAUGGGAUGUAUUAGGAGGUUGAGCAGAAAUAUAGUGAAUGGCAGAGAAAUGUCAUUUUUGGUUCAA